AAAGUUUUACGAAAAAUUUAUUAAUUAGUUUUAGUAAAAUUAUUUUUAUGUAGUUUUAAUUAUUUUAUUUAUUUAUUGCUUAUUAAGUGCAGUAUAAAAAAAAUUAUUAAAUUAAGAAUUGAGACAUUUAAAUGACACCCAUACUAGCAAUAGUCAAAAGUUUGCCUUCAUAAUAGUUAAGCGUGUUCAAAAUUCAUCGAAUGUGUGAAUAAUCUAGACAAAAGCUUCAGAUUCAAUAAUAAUUAAAGUGAACAAUUAUUAAUAUAACAAGACAUGAAUUGUUUCAGCAAUCAUUUCAUCAGUAAUGAAAGUCGGAAACGGCCCAGAACAUGUGAAGAAGAAGAAUGCGAUUUUAUGCCAAUUUCAAAAAGAAUGAAUGAUCUGCAUAUUAGAUCCAAUCAUGUAUCAAAUCAGGCUUUGGUGAAUGAGGUAUCCAGCACUAUGCAGUGUGUUUGUAAUUCAUCCUUAUUGUCUCAUCAGAAUGGAAUCAGCAAUAACACAGCUAUAGCAAUGAAUUGCAUUUAUUCACCAGAACUUAAUUCAUCUCAGAAUCCUUACUAUUAUCAUAUUAACAGUGUACUCUUUGAAGCUCAUUUAUUAAGAUUGCAACGGUUAUCUAAACACCAGAUAGAUGUUCCAAAUAAUUAUAUAAAAGAUAAUUGAAAUAGAAUAAUUUAUUGAUAGAAUUGUAUAUCAUGCAACUUUGGAUUUUCUAACAUAUCAUUUAGUAAGAAAAAGGUUGAUAAAGGAAAGUUUAAUCAUCAAUCACCAUGAAAAAGAAAUAAUAUAUUAUAAAAUAAAAAGGAGAAAAUUUUAUUAACUUACUAAAAUGAUAUGUUAGAAUAAUUCUUAAUUGCUGUUUAUAUGUAAUAAAUUUAUAAAUGAAAAUAUUUUUUUCAUUUAUUUAUAAACUAUUUACUUUAUAUUUUAUACAGAAUUUAUGUAAAAAUCUUUCUGCAGAAAAACCUUUGACUUACUUUUAUGCCUAUAUCAGUUGAAUUUGUAUAUAUAAAUAUGUAUAUAAUGUAUAUAAAUUUGUAUAUACAAAUAAUACAAAUUUUUGAAUAAAUUU
This is a messenger RNA of Centruroides sculpturatus (bark scorpion), 1072 nucleotides long. RefSeq lists its product as uncharacterized. The transcript is spliced from 5 exons. Lineage: Eukaryota; Metazoa; Arthropoda; Arachnida; Scorpiones; Buthidae. The coding region runs from base 274 to 663 and encodes 129 amino acids. The record is from RefSeq and is a predicted model, not a curated record.